This is a messenger RNA of Rotaria sordida, 3273 nucleotides long. Lineage: Eukaryota; Metazoa; Rotifera; Eurotatoria; Philodinida; Philodinidae. The record is from the annotation of a GenBank genome assembly.
AUGAACAUCGAUUUGGAAAAUGCUAUUUGUUAUGACCAAGAACAACGACGUAAAAGAUAUAAAAAAAAUAAUGAAAACGCUCGUGCUCGAACUAAUCUCGCUCAACAAACAGAAAAUUCAUUGCAUUUACCCAAAUGUCAAUUAACAGAAGAAUUUUGUCAUUAUUCUCAAUUACAUGAUCUUCAACAACAAGUACAAUUAAUUGCAAAUGAAGAAAAUGAUUAUAAUGAUAAUGGUUUACAUGAUGAUUAUAAUGCAAUAGUGAAUAAAGAUAACUGUAUCAUUUCUAGUGCUGAAGAUCAUGUGAUUAAUUUUGAAUAUAAUGCAAGUAAUAAUGAUUUUUAUAUUGAUAAUGUUAGCAAUUACUCAAUAUGUUAUGAAGAUGAUAAUGAAUCAAUCAUUGAAGAGGUAUGUUUACACGAGUAUACAGAUGUUUCAAGUAAAUCUUAUUGUACUGAUCUAUUGCAUUUAUUACGAGAUGGAGAUAUUUCCAAGUCACAUUCAACACGUCUUAUUACAUUGAUUAAAUCGAUUUUACCUAUACCAAAUCAUCUUCCUUCUACAAUGGAUGAUCUUUUAUCAUUUAUGAAUGUCGACAAUUUAUUUUCUAGGCGAUCUAUUUGUUUAAUAUCUGAUAUUUAUGAUGUUAACUUGAAAGAUGUUUUAACAACAUUAGUUAAACGUUUAUCACCAAUUAUAGAAGAAUAUAAACAACAAAUCAAUAAUGAUUUUGAUGAACAAGGAACAAAAGAUAUUCCAUACAGACAUUUAUAUAAAGAAUUAUUAAAAAAACAUUCUUCAGAAAAUAUUAUUAGCUUCAUACUUCAUUUAGAUGGCGUUAGCCUUACCCGUUCAACUCGUCUUAAAAUGUGGUUAUUCAGUGCUUCUUUUGUUGAGUUGCCGUCUACUAUUCGAUAUCAUCGUUACAAUAUGAUGUUAAUGUCGAUUUGGGUUGCAUAUGCAGAACCAGAACCAGAACCACGUAUAUGGCUCAAAUCAAUUAUUUCACAAAUUCAAUCUGUGAAAUUACAAGAUAUUGUAAUUAAUGAAAAAUUAAAUUAUAAAUUGAAAAUUUAUGCCAUCACUGGUGAUUGUCCGGCAUUGAAGCUUAUUUUAGAUUUUAUCGGUCAUGGCGGUUACUUUUGUUGUUGGUUCUGUUAUAUUCGUGGUGAACAUAUAGCUGGCAAACGCCAAUACAAAUUUGAAUUACCAAUGAUUAUACGUGAUCCAGCUGCUUAUGAAGAAGAAUCCUAUCUUGCUCAAGAUAAACAAAUGAAUGUAUAUGGACAUCUAGGUGUAAGUAUUUUAACAUCAAUUCUUGAUAUACCAUUACCUGAUGCAGUGAUAAUUGAUUAUCUUCAUGUAACACUAUUAGGACAUGCAAAAUCUCUUAUAUCAAAUAUAUUUUACAGUUUGAAGCCAAUUGAACGUUUAGAAGUCGAUAGUCGACUAACAAAACAAAAUUUUCCACAUUAUUUUAAUCGAAAAAUGAAAGCAAUAAGUAAUUUUGGUUUCGUAAAAGCAACUGAAUUAAAAAAUAUGUUAUUUUAUGGCGUUUUACCAAUUUUUCAUUUAUAUCUGUCCAUUGAAAAAUUAUCUCAUCUAGCAUUAUUUGUUUGCUUUACUCGUUUAUUACAUGGUCCAUCAAUAGUUGGAUUAGAAACAAGCAAGCUUGCUGAUGAAUUAUUUCAACAAUUUUACCGUGAUCAUGAUGAACAUUAUUAUGGCCUUCAGAAUCUGGUUUUGCAUUUACACACGCAUUUUGCAACAAUGUACCAAAAUCAUGGUGCUUUAUCAAAUAUCGGAUGCUUUGGUCAAGAAGAUCUCAUUGGAUCUGUUGGGUCCAAUCAUCAUGGUACUAGAUAUUAUGGUGAAUCAAUUGCUUAUUACUAUAAUAUCGAUUUUUCUUUACAUAAUAAAUCGACAAGAACAACAACAGUGAAUGAAGCAUUUGAUCCAUUAAAUGAAUCUAUUGAUCAAUAUGAUAAUUUUCAUGCUGAACUAUGCGAUUGUGGACAACUAUAUAAAUGCUUUAAUAUUUAUCGUCGUUUUGUUAUUAAACAACAAAUGUUUCAUUCAUUGAUCUACAAGAAACGUGUUUCUCAUGAUGGCCCAGAAAAGUAUCGAGUUGUCGGUCGAACAAGUGUUCAAAAAAUGUUCAAUGAUAAAGCUGUCGUUUCCAACAUCGCCGGUGAAGUACAAAUUAUAACAUCAGGUACUAUGGAUUAUUGUCGAAAGCAAUUAAAACAGAAGGUGCAAGAAUUGGAAGGUGAAGGCGGAAACAACGAAAUUGAUGAAGAAGGUGAUGACGAUGAUGAUGACGUCAGAAGUGACGACAAUGAUGACAAUGAAAUUAAUGACAAUAAUAAUGGUGACGACACGUUGCAUGUCAAUCAAUCAUCAACAAGUCGUUUGAAACGACCUAGCUAUGGCUUUAGUACACCUGCUUUGAAACGUUCAUAUAAUAAUGGUAACUUAUCAUCACGAUCGAAUCAACGUUGCAAUCGUGAUCGUUCAUUGCAAAAUGAUGAUCGAAGUCGAUCAAAAAUUACUGUUAGUCGUGAUCGUGAUGUUAACAAAAACGUGCAUCAUCAUUAUCAAGAAAAAAUUACUGAUAAUGCUUCACGUAUAACGUGUUCCACGCAAGAUAAUAAUUGUUGUUCUGAUACAAAUAUUGAAUCUAUGUUCAAAGAUGAAAUGACUAGUGGAAUGCGUUCGUUAAAAAAAGAAGUUUCAAAGUUGAGAAAACAAGUGGAUUAUCUAACAAUUCCAUCAUUAUCUAAAAACGAUCAAUUAUCAUCAUAUCGUGAUGAAAGCGAUAAAGAAAAUUAUCCCGAUGUAGUUUCAUGGAAUGGUAAAAAUUUACUGAAAGUUGCUGGUCGAGAUGUUGGUGAUUAUGGAAGAAAACUUAUGGGUAUUUUAUUUACAGAAGAAGAAUUACGAUCCAGUAUCUUGCCAUCACAAGCUGCACACAUGUAUCAGAAAAAACUUUUGGAUGAAGAGCGUUUUCGAAUUUUGAAUAAUGCAAUACGUAUCAAAUAUCGACUAUCAGAAGAUGGUUAUCGUCGUUAUUAUAACAAUACAUUACGUGUAAAAUUAAGUCGAUUUUUAUAUGAUCAAGGGUCAAGAAAAUUGAAGCAAAAAGUAGUAUUACACGGACAGCAACAGCAAUCACCACAACAACCAAGAGCAAUAACAGUAAGUUCAACUCCAACUACUGAAUUAUCGUUUACAGCUACACAAGAUAUUCAUAAUUCCUAUACGCAUGGCUGA